CUCGGUUCUCUUGCAUUCCCUUCCUUCGUCUGGAUAUCUGAACUCCAAAUACAAGAUGAACGCCCCAGAUCGGUAAGAAUUAUUCUUAGUUAGAAGCAUGGCUCUUCCUUCUGUUCAUAUCAGUAUCCAUCGUUUCAAAUCAAGGACGUGUACAUGGAUGCAGCUGUACGAGCUCUCUGCGCUCCGAGUUUUUGUCAUUUAUCGAUUGACUCCAACCUUGGAGAUUUUGCAUGGCAAUUGCUCUCGUUCAUUCCACCCUUUCCCCAUAAAUUCCCCGUCACACUGGUUGGUGUUUGCUGCUCCUAUUUCUCCAUCUUGAUUCGUUCUUUUGUACAUCUCCCAUCACCGAGCCAUUACUGCCUGCUCCGAGUCAUUGUCACGUUAGACGGCUGCAGCCAUGAGUCCGAGCAAGGAAUAUCUCCUGCCGCCGGAGACAGCCUAUGCUCGUUGGAGACAUGGCAACGGCGGGCCUCGAGUAGGCUGUCAGUCUACGAUCAAUGUGUCUCAUGACCAGCAGCAAAGCUACGAGUCCUUUGUGCUCGCCAGUGGCGAAAGCAAAGUCGAGAUGGAGAUAGAUACUCGCAUCCCCUCUUCCGCUAUCUUCACCUUCAACAAAGAGGAUCACACUCUAGGGAAUUUGAUCCGUUCUCGCCUGCUACAGAGCUCUCACGUCCUCUUUGCUGCGUAUAAGGUGCCUCAUCCGCUUGUGCCGCAGUUUCUGCUACGCGUACAGACAGAUGGCGAGAUCACUCCCAAAGAAGCUGUCAUUACCGCUUGCCAUGAGCUCGUGCGUGACCUGGGUAUUCUCUCCCGAGAAUUCACUAAAGAGUAUGAGCUCCGUAAGAUGGUGGGGGCCACUCAACAGCAGAACGGUGGUCAGGAUGGACAAUACGCUCGUCCCGGCCAACCCCCUUUCGUGCCGCAGCCGCAGCCGCAGCCGCAGCAGCAGCAGCAGCAGCAGCAGCAGCAGCAACAAACCCCCUACUCGCCAUUUCCUUCCGGCCAACCACAGCAACAACAACAACAACAACAAACUGGCUUCCUUCCUCAGCCAACCGGCUAUGGGCCUCAGCUGGUCGGGCUAGGAGGCUCACAGCUACAGCCUCAAUCUACGGGAUUCCCCACCGGGCAGCUGCAGCCUCAAUUUACUGGUUACCCUGGAGCAUUAUCACAAUCGCUUCAGAAUGGUUAUCAGGUUUCAGCUCAGCAACCACAAUACACGGGGCUUUCCCCCCAGCCGCAGACUGCGCAGUUCCAAGUCCCAUCGAAUACAGGUCUCACUGUUCGACCUGCUCCUAGGACGUCAACGGAAAUGGCAGACUCAUUUCAGGGCAGUUCUGGUAUGGCGCCGCCGCCGCCGCCUAAGUCAGCCGGGAAUAAGAUUCCCAAUAUCAGGCUGUCAUUCAUCACGGCGCAGGACCAGGCCAAAUUUGAACAGCUCUUCAAAUCUGCCGUGGGGAAUAAUCACACCAUGAGUGGAGAGAAAGCCAAGGAGCUCCUACUACGGUCGAAUCUUUCGGGAAGUGAUCUAUCCAAGAUCUGGGUUCUAUCUGAUUCUACCAAAUCAGGGCAGUUGUUUUUCCCCGAGUUCGCUUUGGCAAUGUACCUAUGCAACCUCCGGAUCACGGGCAGGGAUCUCCCGGAGGCCCUUCCCGAGAAAAUCAAGAACGAGGUAUCUAGCAUGGUUGACAUAAUCUCUUUCCAAGUCCCGGAUACACAACCGGAGCCCGUCGCGAGGACAAAUGUCCCUAACUUUGAUGGCCCAAUAAUGGAAAAUCAAGCUAUCCCUUCAGCUCCAAAGCAGCCCCAGCCUCAGCAACCUACCAACGCCCAGCUUUUGACUCAGCUCGCGGCGCAGCACACGGGCUUCCCUCAAACGAGCGGCUUCCAGCAAAAUCAGUCAUCGUUUUCAGGCCAAGGCUCUCUUCCUUCGCAAAUCACAGGUCUACCUGGGCAAUCUCGGCAGCAAGAUUUGCGGCCCCAGCCAACAGGUUUCAUGCCUAACCCGCAACCCACGGGUUAUAGCGGGCAUCGCCCUCCUAUUCCACCGAUGCCUACCGGUCCCGGGUACAGCCUUAGUCCUUCACAAACCGGGGCCGCCCUUGGGUUAGUUGCGCAGCCUACCGGUGUUCCCGGACAAUGGGGCUUCGUCAAUGCCCCGUCGUCGGGGUUGCCUAAUAUUGAAGCUCUCAAGCAACAACUCAUGCCGCAACCAGGACGCGAAGGAGGCUUUUCCGCUGCUGGUCUUUCGGGCAACGCUCGCAUUCCGUGGGCUAUCACAAAAGAGGAGAAAAAGAUUUAUGAUGAUCUGUUCCGAGCAUGGGAUGGGUUUCGCAAAGGCUUCAUUGGCGGUGAUACUGCGAUCGAGAUUAUGGGCCAAAGCGGCUUAGACAGGAAAGACUUAGAGCGGAUUUGGACGCUGGCAGAUCCUCACAAUAGAGGGCGUCUUAACAUGGACGAAUUCGCUGUUGCGAUGCAUCUAAUCUAUAGGAAGCUCAAUGGGUAUCCAGUGCCUAGCCGCCUACCACCGGAGCUUGUUCCCCCAUCAACCAGGAACUUGAAUGAUUCUAUUGGCACAAUAAAGUCUAUGCUUUCACAGGAUGCAGAAACACGGAAAGCUUCAGGCGCGUUUCUACAGCCGCAGAAGACCGGUGUUAGCUAUCUGAAAGAGCAUUCAUUCCGUGGCGGUUCAGCUUCUCCGGGAGCCGGCCGUAAAGAUGCCACUUUGUUCAAGAACAACGACGAGGCAGCUGCCGGUUAUCGCUCCAGCGCUCGUCGUCGUGUAGGUAACAGUGGUCGGACACCGUCCCCUGCUACUUCACAGGCACCUGAAGAGGAAUUUUCUAUCGAACAAUUGAAGAAGAAGUUGCGCGAGGCGCAGAUAAUGCUCGAUGCGGUGGACUUUCAGGACGAGAAUCAGGCCGAGGAGGAUGAUGCUUUAGAUCGGCGAGACCGGAGAGAGGCGGAAAGCCUGAUGGGUCGCAUUCGACGUGUGCAAGAUGACAUUGACACCCACCCAGAUGCUUUCUUGCGCAACCUUGAUUCUGGCGCAGAGCGGCGGUCGCUACGCCGUCAGCUACAGGCUUUUGAGGACCUAGUUCCGCAAAUUGCAUCGGAGGUGAGGCGCAUCGAACGAGAGAUUGCAGAAGCUAGAUUAGAGCUAUUUCGCCUCAAGGAUGCCAAGGAUCAUCCUAACAGUGCCUCUAACAUCGUUGGCACAGGGCCCGGGGGUGCUGUGACUGAGGCUGAUCGCAUAAAGGCACGGGCGCGUGCGAGGAUGCAGGCCCGCGCUGCCGAACUCGCUGGAAGGCCUACCCCGCCUUCCCAGGAUGAUGAUGGAGCUGCUGCUCGUCGCCUCGAAGCCGAAGCUGCCAAAGUGAAGGCUGAGCGGGAGAAAAAUGAGACGAUGACUCGCGAUGUAGAAGUUAGCGUGAAAGAAUUCGCACAUAGUCUUGAAGACAGCCUCAAAGACGGUGGCGAGAGUUCCACACGUGAGCACGAAAGAAGACGUUGGGAAGAUGCCUUGGGUGUGGAAGAUGUUAUUCGGGACUUGAUUUACGACUUGAAACGCGGUAGCCGCACUGCCCAUAUUCGUAAGGAUGAACAAUCUGGGCCAGCUACUGGCAAAGACCAGCGCCAAUAUGAUGACGAUAGAUUGUCCCCGAACGUACCUGCCGUACGCUCCUCCCCCGUCUCCACAGGCUCUAUGGGAUCAUUGCCUGGCUCUACACAUGAGGAUCGGGUGGCGGCUGCCAGGGAGCGUGCACAAAAACGCAUUGCUGAGCGAAUGGCAGCCGCCGGCCUGAAGCCUCAAAAUGACGCCAUUGAAACUCUUGCCCAGCGUCAGGAGCGAGAGAAGAGGGAACGAGAAGAACGGUUAAGGCGAGCCGAAGAGGAAGAUGCCAAGCGGGAACAAGAGAGACAGCGACGUCUGGCUGAAGAGCAACGAGGACCCGUGAUAAAUUCCAAACCAGCUGGCAAGAAGCCUCCACCAGCACCACCUUCGAGGAGAGUCCGCACCGACAGUGCGGACCAGGUUGAUGCGAAGAAAGCUGCCAAUGCAGUAGCCGAAACAGAACAGUCGAAUCGUGAACAAGCCAUCAAAGUGGAGCAGCGUGCACUGGAAGAAGAGACUAUGCGCUUAGAGUCUGAGGCCGAACUGCGUGAGAAGGAGUUGAUGAAGGAGAAAGAGGCACAGGAAGCGCGCCUUGCUGCACUUCAGGAGCAGGUUAUGCAAGGCAAGAUAAAGAAGCAGGAAGAGAAACGAAGAAAGGAAGAUGCAAUUCGCGCGGCAAAGGAGCAGGAAGCAAGACUUGCAGCUCAGCGUGCUGAGCUUGAAAUGGCACGAGAAAGAGAGCGACAGCUUCAAUUGGAGUUGGAAGGCCUUGAGCAGGAAAGUUCUUCAGAUGAGGAAGGCCCCGAAGAUGUCGUUGCUCGGGAUGCCACACCGACUCAAAGUCAAGUCUUUCCCGCGGAACUAACCACUGCGCUUCCAGCCUCCAGCACAAUCUCAGCGCCGCCAGCAGAUUCCGUCGUCAGUCCCGGCCAGUCCUGCGCGGGUAAUCUCAGCCCCGAGGCUGAAUCCAAGAAUCCCUACUUCAAGAAAAUUGGUCAGGGUCCAGAAAUUCCUGCUGCUUCUCAGCCGGUUUCUCAUCCCACAACAAGCGUGCCUUCAAAAGCCGAUUCCCAGUCCACGAACCCUUUCCAUCGAUUAGCGCAACAACAGGAGAGCAUCAAACCGACUUUCGCUGCUCCUGGACCUUUGGAACGCAAAUCGCGUGUCCGUCCUGAGGCAGACGAUGACUGGUCUGCAGCAGGGUCAGACUUCGAUUCCUCUGAUGACGACGAUGACGAACGCCCUGGAGGUGGCAGUGCGAAGCAGCUCGCCAGUAUCUUAUUCGGUACUAUGGCUCCUCCGCGGCCCUUGAGUGCCAUGGAUGACAAGCCUUCGUCGAAAUCGUCCAUUUCUGUACCAGAUAUCCCGAUAGGACCACAAGUGCCAUCCGCUGAGAAAGAAGAUACGGUUUCUGGAACUGAGGGAGAGCCCUCGCCACCUCCACCACCCCCUCCCCCUCCCCCGCUGCCUGUUUUGAGCGUCGAGCCUGCUGCUCCGCCGCCGCCGCCGCCGCCGCCGCCACCGCCUCCUGCACCCGGCAUGGCCCCUCCUGCUCCACCUCCGGGUAUCCCUCCGCCACCUGCACCCCCAUCGGCACCAGCGGGUGCAAUGGACCGAGGUGCUUUGCUAGCCUCCAUCCAGGCAGGUAAAGGGCUCAGGAAAGUGCAGACCAAUGACCGAAGCAUCAGUUCUACCGCAGGUCGUGUUUUAGACUAA
Molecule: messenger RNA, 5332 nt
Organism: Aspergillus japonicus CBS 114.51
Lineage: Eukaryota; Fungi; Ascomycota; Eurotiomycetes; Eurotiales; Aspergillaceae
Gene: pan1
Product: actin cytoskeleton-regulatory complex protein PAN1
Exons: 9
Coding region: 398-5332 (1644 amino acids)
Biological process (GO): endocytosis; endosomal transport; transcription by RNA polymerase II
Cellular component (GO): RNA polymerase II, core complex; plasma membrane; cytoplasm
Molecular function (GO): calcium ion binding; DNA binding; actin binding
Source: RefSeq, a predicted model, not a curated record